Rhizopus microsporus ATCC 52813 is the source of this 951-nucleotide messenger RNA. RefSeq lists its product as uncharacterized. The transcript has a single exon. Lineage: Eukaryota; Fungi; Mucoromycota; Mucoromycetes; Mucorales; Rhizopodaceae. The record is from RefSeq and is a predicted model, not a curated record. The annotation marks the transcript as partial.
AAUAACAGCAAUAAUAAUAACAGUAGACGAAAGAAAGUGUCUUCUGUUAUCCUAGGAUCUUCAUCAGUCAAACCCAAAAAAAGGCCAGAAGACACGAAACGGGCGAAACCGAAACCGACAUUGAGGCGAACGAAAUCAUCUUUAUUAGACUUGAACAUUGAAGAACUAUCAGACAUGUUACGAAAUGUACAUAUAUUCACAGACGACACAAAGACGCCUUCUUCUAUGAUAGAACCAGCUCAGCUCCAGGCCUACCAUCAGAUCGGCAAGGGCACGUUAAAAUACACUUUGGUCUUUAAGGUACUUCAUGUGGACAACAUCAGUCAUACCAUCCUACGAACCAACACGUCCAAAAGACUGAAAAAGCCUUAUAUCAGCUGGACAUUUCUAUCGACAUGCAAUAUAUCACCUGCUGCCUCUUAUGUGCAAGAAUAUAAUCCGGUCAAGUCAUGUUUUCAACUCUGCGGACACCUCGUCGAUAUUCAGCACUGGCUUGAUCGAUUAGGUCCUAUCAAACUUUCGCUCCUCGUCAUGGAUAAGCACACCAAACAGACGGCCGGCACGUCCUCGAUCUCACUCAAGGAUCUCGCAUUUAAGGAGCGACCGUUUGACGAUCGAACAUGCUCUAUCUAUAAUGCUCAAGACGAAUCUGUGGCUGAGGUGACUGUACGGGUGGGGUUGAUCAGUGGAUGGCACCAGGACGAUAGUAGCUUAUUUGAAGACGGUAAACGAGAUCCAUGGGAUAUGAUCAUGAUGAGCUCACAACAAAAGAAAAUGCGUUAUUCCACCCCAUCGUCCAUACCGACACUGACAACAACCUCUAUAUCAACAAAGAGUACACAACCGACCAUUCAUUAUGUCACACCUUAUAUACGUUCAUCCUCCUCUUCGAUCAUGUCAUAUUUUAAUACAAAUAAUGCCAUUAAUAACAAUAAAAGGAGAAACAAAUGA